This is a messenger RNA of Aspergillus niger, 1434 nucleotides long. RefSeq lists its product as uncharacterized. The transcript is spliced from 3 exons. Gene Ontology annotation, molecular function: oxidoreductase activity; FAD binding. The record is from RefSeq and is a predicted model, not a curated record. Bases 1 to 1434 code for a protein of 477 amino acids. Lineage: Eukaryota; Fungi; Ascomycota; Eurotiomycetes; Eurotiales; Aspergillaceae.
AUGCCUUUCCUGUCAUUUGCCCGUGCGCUGGAACUGAGGAGGCAGCUGGAAGGAACCAGAGCGGAGGUUGUCUGUAUCGGCUCCGAUGAUUAUGCGACGAGUAUUCGCCGAUGGAGUGACACGUGCGAAAAAGAAGCUGGGGCUGUUGUACGUGUAACCAGCACGUCAGAGGUGGCGGAGGUAGUACGCUUCUGCCGGAAGAAUCACAUCGACUUCGUUGUCGAGGCUGGUGGACACUCCACCACCGGAGCUUCCUCGUCGCAUGGAGGCGUAGUAAUCAGCAUGGCUAGAAUGUGCAAGGUCUUGACAGACCCUGCCUCUGAGACGGUGUGUGUUCAGGGAGGCGCUAACUGGGAUAUGGUCAAUCAUUCAACUGCUCCUUACGGGCUAGCUGUGGUAGGCGCUACCGCCAGUCACUCUGGGGUAGGCGGGUCAGCAUUAGGAGGUGGUUUCGGAUGGCUAACCGGGCAGCACGGCCUGAUUGCAGACCAGUUGCUGAGUGUCAAGAUGGUCCUAGCCGACGGCAGCAUUGUUGAAGCCUCGGACGAGGAUAACCAAGAUCUUUUCUGGGCGGUGCGCGGAGCUGGACAAGCCUUUGGUGUUGCUACCGAGUUUGUAUUCCGUGCUCACAAAGUCCGAGACAGGUUCUUCGGAGGGUUGGUAUACUACGAUGUGGAUAAGCUGCCAAUGCUGGUCUCGUUUGCAAAUGAGUUCGAUAAACGUCAGGAUCCGAAGAGUGGUUUCUUUUUUGGAUUCGCAGCUCCACGAGAGAUAGGGCACAUGGUAGUGCUGGCCGUACUCUUCUACGACGGGUCUGCGUACGACGGCGAAGCAUUCUUUGAGCCUAUCCUAAAUCCGAACCCGCUGAUCAACCGAGCUGCCAUGAAGUCGUACAUAGAGAUGAAUUCAAUUGCUAAUGUCGACCCGGUGCCAGAAGGCCGCAAAAGCAUCGGUGGUGCCAACAUCAUGCCACCUCUCGAGACAAGCCUUUUGCAGAAUCUCUACAGUCAGUUUAAAGAGGCUAUGAAUACGUACCCUCGUAUGGAAGACAGCGCAUUGGUCUUCGAGCUGUUGCCUUAUACGAAGGCCGUGCAGGUUCCUAUUAAGGAGACCGCGUGUGCCAAUCGAGGACCUUAUUACAACGUUGGUCUCAUAUUAUGUUGGCAUGACUCUGAUCUAGAUGCGAAGAUGCAUGCUCUUCAACGGAGCAUUAUCUCCAAAAUCUUGGAAGCGCAACGAGACAUUACUGAUGAUCAUGCUGUGGUGUAUCCCAAUCUUGCCGGACAUGACGUUAGUGCCGAGAAGCUAUUUGGUGCUAACCUGCCUCGGCUACAGAAGCUGAAGAAGAAGUAUGAUCCGCAUAAUGUAUUCCGCAAGUGGCAUGAUCUACUUGCACCAGCAAGAUCCCAUGUAGAGCAGACAGACAAACCCUAG